AUGUUGCCGAGGGUUAAAUCAAAGCAACCCGGUCCAAUUUCGAAUCGAUUGUGGUCGGCCACCGGAGUCAACGUUUACAAGAAGGUUUUUGAAAUGAGCGAUGAAAAUCUGAAGGCCCACAUCGCCCACGUUGCUUAUAAAAAAUAUGGUCAAUUAGCAAAAGCCCAGCAGAUCGAGGCGGUAGCCAACUUGGUCUCUGGUCGUAACACGUUUGUUCUUGCCGGCACCGGAUUUGGCAAAUCACGCAUAGCCGAGAUUUACUUUAGUAUGCUACCUAUGACAAGAAACUCGGUCAUUCUCACCUUGAACCCCUUAGAUUCUUUAGGCGACAAUCAGGUCUUUGAAAAACGUGCGGCAGGAUUCUCGGCAAUCAACUUGAACAAGUUGAACUUCAACAAAAAAGUCGCCGAUGACAUAUCUAAAGGCGUUUAUCAAUUCGUUUAUUUAAGCCCGGAAAUAUUCCUCAAUAAUAAGCUAUGGUAG
Puccinia graminis f. sp. tritici CRL 75-36-700-3 is the source of this 483-nucleotide messenger RNA. RefSeq lists its product as uncharacterized. Gene Ontology annotation, cellular component: cytoplasm; chromosome. Lineage: Eukaryota; Fungi; Basidiomycota; Pucciniomycetes; Pucciniales; Pucciniaceae. The record is from RefSeq and is a predicted model, not a curated record. The coding region runs from base 1 to 483 and encodes 160 amino acids. Gene Ontology annotation, molecular function: ATP binding; 3'-5' DNA helicase activity; nucleic acid binding. The transcript has a single exon. Gene Ontology annotation, biological process: double-strand break repair via homologous recombination.